AUGGCCGACUCAGCAGCACCCAUCACUGUUCGCACGCGCAAAUUCAUCACCAACCGUCUGCUUGCCCGCCGCCAAUUCGUUGUAGAUGUCCUCCACCCUUCCCGGCCAAAUGUCUCCAAGAGUGAGCUCUCGGAGACCCUCGCUACCAUGUACAAGGCGGACAAGAACCGCGUUGUCACAUUCGGCUUCAGGACACACUUUGGUGGUGGCCGGAGCACUGGUUUCGGUCUGAUCUACGACGACGAGGCGACGCAGAGGAAGUUCGAGCCCAAGUACCGGUUAAUUCGGAGUGGUCUCAUGGUAGCACCACCGAAGACGAACAGGAAGCUGCGGAAGGAGCGGAAGAACCGCACGAAGAAGGUCCGCGGCACCAACAAGGCGAAGGCCGCCGAGCCUCCCAAGAAGGGAGGCAAGUAG
This is a messenger RNA of Sparassis crispa, 417 nucleotides long. Its product is annotated as 40S ribosomal protein. Gene Ontology annotation, cellular component: ribosome. Bases 1 to 417 code for a protein of 138 amino acids. Gene Ontology annotation, molecular function: structural constituent of ribosome. Gene Ontology annotation, biological process: translation. The transcript is spliced from 4 exons. The record is from RefSeq and is a predicted model, not a curated record. Lineage: Eukaryota; Fungi; Basidiomycota; Agaricomycetes; Polyporales; Sparassidaceae.